This is a messenger RNA of Leptopilina boulardi, 3083 nucleotides long. RefSeq lists its product as uncharacterized. The coding region runs from base 253 to 2307 and encodes 684 amino acids. NCBI's taxonomy places the organism in Eukaryota, Metazoa, Arthropoda, Insecta, Hymenoptera, Figitidae. The record is from RefSeq and is a predicted model, not a curated record. The transcript has 9 exons.
CCUUCAGGUGUGGUACCAGGAGGGGAUCUCUCUAAGCUAGCGGUUCCUGGUUUCAAUCUCCACUCACUGCUCGUUCAAUCGUCGGGCAAUCAACUUCGUAAAAAUUCUUUCGAUCGUAUACAAGAAAAAAAAUCGGACUCACGUUUUAGUAAACAAAAAAUAAUUAAUUUAAAAAUUAAAUCGUUAUCAAUUGGUUUUGAAGUUAAAACGUUUUUUUUUUUAAUCUCAGUUCGGUGAAUCUCUUCCGUAAGGAUGGAGAAGGACCAGCCGGAUUCUUUGGCAACUGUCGCCGUGGGAUCAGAAAAAAUUUCACCCACGAGCCAUUAUGCGCCAAGUGAAGUUUAUUCCACGACUGAACCACCUCCGGCAUACAUAAGGCCUGGAAAAACAACGGCAGUGCAAAUUGCAAGGAUUGCAGCGAUAACAUUAAUUUCCAUGACAGUGCUAUUGGGAAGUUUUAUUCUCGCAUCAUCCUGGAUCCAGGCACGUGCAUCUUGCACUCCAGAAGCCAUAGCAGCGAUGCAAGCGUCUUUACAUUUGCAAAAAUUACAUGAAAAAAAUUAUAAUUCCCAACAUCAAGGAGAAUUUCUCAAAAAUCUUCAACCCGCAGCUCUCAUUCAGGAUUCUAUUGAUGUAAAAAAUAAUUUGCAAACUCUCUCAGAGACAACAGUAUCGAAGAAAGAAGGUGAAUCAGAGGUGAAGGAAGUUCGAGCUCAAAAACAAAAUGAGAAUAAUUUAAAGAAUGACAACGAUAAUGGUGAUCAAGAUAAUGAUGAUGAGGAUGAUGACUAUGAUGACGAUGAAUUGCCUCCAGUUCAUAUAAAACUUCCCCUUCAACUCGAUCUUGACGACAUUGCAGGAAGUCUCAUCCGACAAGCUCGUAGUCGAGUCUCCUGCGUUGUUGAACGCCGAAGAGCUGACGAAUUAAUGGAUGGAGAUAAUAAUAUUGACAACAGUACUGAUCCUCAAAAAUUCCAGAGAGUGAGUGGAGAACGUGUCUCCAUUCUUUGCGAAGCUGGAAAUCCCCAACAAGAACAACAAGACCAAGAAAUGAUGACACCAAUCAUCGUACCUUUGGGAACAGUUCAAAUUCCAGUUCAACAACAGGAACCAACUUCCGGUUAUCAUCAAUACCAACUUCAUACUCAAUAUCAAGUUCCAGAUAUGCAACAACUUCCAUUGAGUGAUCCCAGAGGCUUUAAUCAUAUUCCAGCCGGAGUUUUGCCACCGGAACUACGCAAUCUACCUCAUAUUAAUAUGGAAAUGAAACCCCCACGUAUGUCCCCACCUGCUCAAUCAAUGAAUCAUCACGAACCCGUUGUUGAACAAAUUGAAAUGCGUCAAAUUCCAAUUGAACUGAGACACUUCCCAUUACGUGGAAUGAGACCAUUACGCCAACAAGAGCCACGUCAGGAACAUAUUAUUGCCAUGAACUUCCCAUCACCAAUGUAUCAUGCUAAUGAGCAAGGGGAUUCAAUGGUGCCACCACCACCACCGCCAGCAACUAAUCCUCAGGAAUCUCAAAUGCCAGAACACAGAAUGAAUCCACAAAUGAUGCAACCGCAACCUGACCAAAGACCCCCUCAAAUUCCACAAGAUAUACAACGAUCACCAUUACACGGGAUUCCCUUAGAAAUUCGUAGAAUCGUCCAACAAGUUCCAAUGGAGAUCAAGAAUAUUAUUCAACAUAUUAUGGGUGAUUCGAAAAUUUUCCCUGUUCCUGUUGCCGAAGAAGCUCGUCAAGAGCCUAAGGAACAAGAAUUCAAACCCUUCCCAGAAGGUGUACGUGCAAUUUCAUUGGGACCAUUUUCACUUCCAAUUCAAUUAAAAAAUCUUUUGGAACAUGGAAGUAUGGAAGAUAGAUCGCCACGAGAUGGUGAAAAUUCUGAACAGCAACAAGAGGAAAAUCAUUCAGAAGAAAUGGAAAGAAGUUUUCCAACUGCCGGUGAUGUUCGUCGUAUGAUUCACCAGGUUGUGGAAGGUCGUGCAAUGCCAGUAUCGAGAAUUUCUCUACCUUUAAGGGCUGUUGAAUCAAUGGACAUUCCUGUUCAAGCUAGAGCUAUUGUAGCCGAUAAUCAAGGAUCUGAACAACACGAUGAACAACAUAAUCAUGAACAACAAGAACAACAUCGCCCAGAACAUCCACUUCUUCAAGCACAACCACCACAGAAACUUCAACAUGUUCAGGAAGAAAAUCGUCCUCAUUAUGUUCAACCACGAUCAGUGCGUUCAAUUCCUGAUGAAUUUACUGCUCAUCCUCGUAACAAACGAAUGCGCCGUUCAUGUGAUUGUGCUUGCAAUUGUUAAAAGCAACGAUUUUUUUUUUAAAAAAAGAAAAAAAUAUAUAAAUUUUCUUCCACGUAAAAGCAAUUUUGUGCAAGAAUUGUCGUUACUAUUAGUCGCAUUAUUCAAAACAUUGUCAUAUAUAUACCUUCGCUUUCUACUCUCACUAGUUUAUCGUUUAAAAACUAAAAAGCAUAAAAAAAAAACAAAAAAUUGAGUGGAUAUAUAUUACAAUAAAGUAAAUCUUAUUUAAAAAAAAAAUUUUGCACUCUUUUUAUAUGCAUUAACAUAUAAACAAAGAAUAAAAAAUACUAAUUGAUAUGUGAUCUGAAAAUAUAAUCGAGGGGGGUAGUAAAAAAAAGUGAUAAAAAAAUGUGAAAAAAAGUGAUAUAAAAAAAGAUGAAAGAGGCAGACGAUAGGACUUGGCGAGAAUGCUGUGAUUCCUAUAUUUUAUUAAAAAAAAAAAAACAAAGUUUAUUGACUCUAUACUACUGUUAUGGAGAUUUUUUUUUUUCGUCUGGAUUAUGUAUAUUAGCCAUUUGGCAUUAUUACUUCUAUAAAUUUUAUAAUAUUACGUAUUAAAAAAUAUAAGUCGGAAAUUCGUUAUAAGCGGAAAAAAAUGGUUUCAAAGAAAGGUUGAAGAAAAUCAGUUACAUUCAUUAUAAUAUAUAUAUGUUCAUAAUAAAAUAGUUGAUAGAUUUUUAUUUUCAAUUUCUGUGUUUCACUGAUUCGUCUGUGUAAUAUUUUUGUUAUAUUUUUCAAGAAAAGUUAGUUCAAUAAAAUUAUACGUUAAUGGAUAA